GAUGUCCGUCAUUCAUCAGUCAGCCACUUACCCAAUAAAAUUACUUCUAGACUCAAACUGUGUUAUCUUGUAUGCCUCCAUACCGUAUACCGGUUUAACAAGGUUUGCACGAAGCGCCAUUGAGUAAACAUCAGGCAAAGUAAUGCACAAGAGAAAAGAAUCUUGAAAUCCACUACAACUGUGCCACACUUGACAAAAAAAGAUUUGGCUGACCGCGUAUUUGCUCACUACUUGCCUAGGAGAGCUGUGGUAUUGGUGUGCCCCCGAGCAGCAGCAAGACGUGUGCGGUGAACUGAGGAGUGAUCACUAACCGGAACAGAAAAAAAUAGUAAACAAUCGAACUCGUGCGAUGGGCAGCCAGAUGGAUAAUCUGGACCUGCUCUCGGAUGACGAGCUGCGGCACCGGUUGGUGCAGUAUGGCUUCCAGAACCUACCGGUGACCGGGACUACCCGCAAAAUUCUCAUCAAAAAGCUGCGAAACCACAUGGAAACGGAAAAGAGUAAACUUCGUCGGGAAACUUCCUACGCCACUCGGUACUCAUCUGGCGAGGAAUCCGACAGUGGUGAUCGAAGAUCGGCCAGACGAACUACAACGUCCGCCAGCGUUAAAACAUCGAUGCCACCACCCCCCGCCAGGACAAUCGUCACGAAACGCAUCAGCUCCAACUCGGCCAUAUCACAAAACAGCAGCAGUUUGUUGAUGAACAACAAUAAUAACAAUAACUACAAUCAUAACAAGGCUAUUUCACCGACAUCUGGGCGAAGCUCAGUGUACAUUUCGCCGGUCAUAAUCAACGACAGUGAGGAAGAGGAUUACUCAAGUGGUCUGAAACCUUCUGGUCGGAACUACGGUGAUACAAAACCUUCACCGAGUGCGCUGUUCCGGCGGGCAACAACAUCGUCAUACUCAACACCAUCCAGGUCAACUUUGGCACCGGCACCGACAAUGAGCUAUCGGAACACCCUCAGCUCUACCCCAGUAAUAGCAGCUGGAAAUUCAACUACAACAACCGAUGGGGGAUCGCGAACGCCGCACAAUGAUUCAUCCAACUCCAACGGCAGCGCAUCGGAUUCUCCGUUCAUUAGUGAGUACACCAAACGGUUGCUCCAGCUCCGGGGAGAAACGGUCUCCCAGGAAAGUUACAACUCGGCCAUCGGUAGUGCCAUCAACCACCGAGUAGCAGCCCCGGGCGGCAGCAAUCUCAACCUUAAUCACGCCGGAGCCCCCAUUGUGGGCAAUCACUUUCGGAACCGGUACAGCAACAGCUACUCCAAUCGCUACUCGACGAACAGUCACGACGGUUCCGGAAAUCUGAACGCGAACGAUAUUGUGUCCCAUGCGCAACCACCACCCGGGGGGCUUUUGAGUGAUCUACACCAGCCGGCACAGCAGCAGCAGGCACAGAUUCCGCUGCGAAUGGCUCUGCGUAAUCUCAUCAGCAAGCUGGACGAACACUACGGGCUGAAGCAGACCUUCAUCCCCUGUGCGCUACUGUGUCUCUUUAUCGCUUUUCUGGUGUUUGUGGCUUUCAUGUAUCUGACUAUCAGUACCGACAUUGCGAGCACCCUCAGUUCGAUUGAUACCAGCUACGAUCUCUGCGAAGGAUCUUCCCCGGCCAACCCUAAUCACUGCGUGGUCCAAUCGGAUGUGGAACCGGCCCUGGAGUUGCUGAAACUGGUCGGAACGGAACUAAAAGCCCGGGUCGAACACAGCAAAUGCGUCGACUCGAACGUGCCCUACUGGAUGAGUGCAGAUGAGGUGUUGAAGCUGGCCAAAGAACACAACCCGACGCAGGUGAUUCCGCAAUUGAGCCGGCACCUGCACACCAUGGAAUAUCUGAUCGACCGGAACCCGCAGUGGAAAAUUAACCACUGUGAUCAGGAAGGGCGCGAAAUUGACUUCGCGGAAGUGCUCCGGAAGAGAUCGACUCGAAGUAACUAUUUCGCGAUCCUGAAGCCCAAGCUACCGUUCACCUGCAUGCUGUACAACAAAUUCCACACGUUCUUCGUGAUCGUCGGUGUGCUGGGAUUGAUUGGAAUAUCGACAUAUCUUGUAAACUAUUUCUACAAAUUCGUACUGUAUGUGAAGCAGAAACGUCGCAAUCAGGUUAAUGGUCUAAUCGGAGAAAUAAUCCAGGCCGUGAGCCAAGCGGCAGCGAUUGGAAACGGUAGCGAUUCUACGGACGAUGGCGGUUUGAUUGUGGUGAACCAUUUGAGGGACCGAUUGAUUCCUCCGGAUAACCGCAAAAAGCUAGAGUGGGCAUGGUUGGAAGCUCUGCAGUUCCUUGAACAGAAUGAAAGCAGGAUUCAGUUUGAGGUUCGCAACCGAGGAGGUGAAGAUUACAAGAUGAUGAGAUGGACCGAUUCUAAUCAAUCCUUUCCAUCGGCCGCUGGACGUUCUGCUCCCGGUGGAGCGAAGAAAUGGCAAAGUCCGGCCUUUGACAAUACUAACAAAAUCCCCGACCCACCGACGCCUUGCCUGAAAAUCCGACAGAUGUUUGAUAAAUACGAAGUGAACGAUCCAAACUUGAAAACGAUUGUACAGGACGCCAUUCUGGAGAAAGUUGGUCCCCGUUGUAAAAUCUACGACAUUCAGAUGGACCGGAAUAGUUGCUGCGUCUACGUGCGGUGUGCAUCGUCCAAGGACGCCGGAAUAGUACACGACGAGAUCAACGGUUGGUGGUUCGACAAUCGGCUGGUAUCGAUCAAAUUUUUGCGGCUCGAGCGCUACCUGGCUCGAUUCCCGCGAUCGUCGGCUGGUCCCGUUUUCCUGAAACCAUCGAACCGCAACAAUAGCUCUAUGUCGCAGCAGCAACAACUAGCAACCGAACGGCCAUCCGUUAAUCCGCUGGAGCGGGACGAAGCAGAAGACGACGAAGAAGAGGAGGACGAUCUCGAGCUCGAUCAGGAGCAAGAGUAGUGCUAAAUACUUUGGAGUUGAAAUUUUUAUUUUUUUUAUUUCUAAGUUUUAGAUCCUAAAUUUUACUAGAGACGUAAAUUUAAAAAGCGGCUGCUAUUAAUAAUUGUUUGAAUUAAGCAAAUGUCUAUUUUUUUGAGGACGCAACUUCGCUUUUGUUUUGUUUAUCGUUCAAAAAAGAGUUUACUUACUAGGGCGACCACUACUAAUGAUUGCAAAUUUAACCUGAAGUGUAGCGAAAUGAUUAACAAUAAAUAACUAAUAUCGUUGACGUUACAAAAAGGCAAUUCUAUUGAAAUUAUUAAACUGUUGGUGUGUACUGUAAACUGUUGACAUUUUUUUUUUGUUUCUUCUAAUAUAUCGACGAAAAGAAGAAAUAAGUAAAUCAUAUUUAAGAAAAAAAACAAACUGUAAAAAGCAAACUCGACUCGCAGACGGCAGAAAAUAAAUCAUUGAGAUCAAGAAGAACAAGCGCUAUCAUUAAUUUUAGCUGGAAUAAAAGUACGAUACAAACAACAAACGUAAACAAAGUAGAAGGAUUCUAUCCGACGACAACUAAAGCAACAAAACCUUAGGGUUAAGUUUAGUUAAGGAACAGUGUAAAGAUGAAAAAAGUGAGCGAUCCCCCAAUAAAAAGUAUCUUUGUAAA
This is a messenger RNA of Uranotaenia lowii, 3566 nucleotides long. It is a transcript of the gene MAN1, whose product is annotated as inner nuclear membrane protein Man1. The coding region runs from base 350 to 2920 and encodes 856 amino acids. Lineage: Eukaryota; Metazoa; Arthropoda; Insecta; Diptera; Culicidae. Gene Ontology annotation, cellular component: nuclear inner membrane. The transcript is spliced from 4 exons. Gene Ontology annotation, molecular function: chromatin DNA binding. The record is from RefSeq and is a predicted model, not a curated record. Gene Ontology annotation, biological process: negative regulation of BMP signaling pathway; nuclear envelope organization.